CGCGCAUACUCGUACUGGGCGGGCCAAAUGUUGCCGGUCACCGACACAACUGGGCAAACUUUUCAUAACUGUAGUAACGUUGACCAAAAGGCCACUGCUUACUGGCAGAGGAAGAGAGAAAGCUGAGGCGCGCAAACUUUGCAGUAAUUUUGUAUGAUUUUUGACGUUUCUAUCGCCUCUGUGCACGCGGAGAAGCGCAGUCCCAUAAUAAAGUCCUUAUUGGCGCUCGGACCAGACUGCCUGGACUCCAUAACAUACUACUGCGAAGAUGUCAAGUUUCCUUUGAGAGAGACACAUUUCGUGGAUUUAGUGGACAACCAGAUCACGAUGGGUCCCCUCACCACACCUAAAAAAGGGAGGGAAGUUGGUUCAGUUGAUCCCUGGACACCGACCUCCAACCUCAAAAUGCUCAUCAGCGCUGCUAGUCCUGAGAUCAGAAACCGAGAAAAGGAGCUCUGUAUGGACAACGAUGGGCGGGAUAGUCUUGAAUCUACACAGGAGCCUGAAAAUGGAGAAGAGUCAGAGAAAAUGAUUAGCAGAAAAGAGAAGAGUCUGGGGCUUCUGUGUCACAAGUUCCUUGCACGUUAUCCAGAUUACCCAAACCCAGCCCUCAACAAUGACAUCUGCCUGGAUGAUGUGGCCACUGAGCUCAAUGUGGAGCGCCGACGCAUUUAUGACAUCAUGAACGUGCUGGAGAGUCUUCACAUGGUGAGCCGCUCUGCAAAGAACCGCUACACCUGGCACGGCCGAACCAAAUUGGCUGAGACUCUGGCCAUUCUGAAGCAGGUGGGCGAGGAACACCGGUACAGCCAGCAGAUGCAGCAGAUCCGCCAGCGCCUUGUGGAAAAGGAGUUUGACUUUGACGGGGAGGAGAAGGAGAACGAGGUGGCGGUGGUGGACUUGGAGAACGGAGAACACGGACAGAAAGAGCUCUUCUUUGUGGAGCUGCCAGGAGUGGAGUUCAAAGCAGCCUCUGUCAACAGUAGGAAAGACAAAUCUCUGCGUGUGAUGAGCCAAAAGUUUGUCAUGCUCUUUCUGGUGUCUAAUCCUCGUGUGGUCAGUCUGGACGUGGCUGCAAAGAUCCUGAUUGGAGAGGACCAGGCAGCAGAUCAAGACAAGAACAAGUUCAAGACCAAAGUGCGGCGGCUGUACGACAUAGCUAAUGUGCUACGAAGCCUGAAGCUCAUUGAGAAAGUUCACGUGGCAGAAGAAAGGGGGAGGAAACCGGCGUUCGAAUGGGUCGGCCUUGAUGAUUUCCCACAAGUCAUAGACUCGGAGAACACCUCAACCGCAUGCCCACCCAAGAAGAAAGGCGUACUUGAACCACGUGCGUCUGCCGACAACUGUGCCAAAAAUCUCUUCUCGUCACCGGGGACCAAACGCAGCUUCACUCGCCACCCGUCCCUCAUAAAGCUCGCCAAGAGCAUUCAGGAUGAUCGACGCAAGAUCAACUCGGCCCCCAGCAGUCCUGUCAAGAGUGAUUCCUCAGUGAAUAGUGACUUCCCAAACAAAAUGGCCCAGCUUGCUGCUAUUUGUAAGAUUGAACUCGACCAGGAGUCAGUGACUGGAGAUGUAGGCCUAAAGCCUGCUGCUGCAGAGGCAAACACAGGUUACGUGUUACAGCUUCCCACUCCUACUUCAGUGGAACCAUCUCGUAUACCGUUACAACCUCCAACUCAGGAGCAGGCAGUCAAUACUACUGCCAACCCGAUCCCACACGCCCUGCUGGCAGCACAGCCAUCAGGGUCUGUUGCCUACAUCCCCGCGCAGUGUUCGCCCCUGAUCCCUGUACUGUUACCUCAGCAGCGAGGGAGCGGGCCCUACGCCGUGUAUUUGAACCCUUCUUCGCUCAGGUCAAACCCUCUGGCCAGGCCGCAGCCAACUAGCCUGGCAGUGCGCUCUAUGACUUUUGAAGAUAAGACUGGGCAGAGCCCAAAUGGCCAGUCGGCAGCUAAGAGCCACACAGCUGCCGAUGCAAGUCCCUCGGGGGUCAAAAGGCUGCGUUCAGAGUUGGCAUCCGAGGGCAGCCCCUCUAAAGCUAAGAGGUCUGACCCCACCUUUAAGGACACCUCGCCAAAGCUCUGUGAGAUCCUGCAGGCCCGCCUAAAGGCCCGUCGUGUCGGUCAGCUCACCAGUCGGCCCUCGCCUCGCGCCCUCCACCUGGACCCAGAGUUUGUCAACACCCCCGGCGGGGCUGUAGCCAAUCAGACAUUAGAGCAGAGUUUGGAACUCCUACUGGACAGAGAAGAGAAGGUGGCAAAUUCUGACAGCGAGGCGGGAUUAACACCGGUCAGGGCUGUUCCCCUCACACCCAGACAGCUUCAUGCUGAGGUAGAAGUGCUAAAAGAACUUCAAGGAUCAGAGGAUGAUCUGUUAGUAGGUGUUCAUUUGUUGAUUUUCUUUUGUUCUACUCUACCUAUCCAGACUUUAAUCCCAGCUGGAUACUUGAUCCCAAUCUCCCAGCAGUCCCUCAUCAGCUACAAGGAAGUUCAAAGUUCAGGAGCAGAAAGCAACAAGAUCUCACCUCCCAACAUCUACCAAACACCAACUGCAGGCUCCAGACCUGCCCCAGCCCAGGAGAUUACGCCCACCAACCUUCGGCUUCAAAGACCCGCUAACGCAGCCUCUCCACAGGCCACCCAGCAAGCCCACCGCCUCAACAGUCCCAGUCCUGCCAUCUUAAACUUCACCCUGCAGAACCUCGGUCUGAUCUCCAGCUCCAGCCCAGGAAGUGCAUUUGCUACACCUCAGACUCCAGAGCGUGCCAACACCCUGACCAGUCCAUUGCCGAGCCCCCUGACUCUGCAGCAGAGGGCCAUGGUUUUCAUCAAACCUCUGUCCCCUGUGCACAUUCAGCAGACUGUAUCCCCACAUCAAGUGGCCCUGAUCGGUGUACAGCAGCCCCUGAUGGCCACCCCUAAAGGGAGCGGGGUCCCCCAGCACAGCUUCUUUCACACACCGGUCUCCCUUUCGCCUCUGGCUGCUGUAGUAAACACUGCCGGACAAUCAUCCACCAAAACUGUACACAUCCCUCAAAGAAAGCUGGACGUUACCACUGAUGAGUCCUGAGGGCCCUGAAGGAUCUUAGAGUACAUAUUUGUGUGUGUGGGUGUUGUUUAUGUUGUGGGUGGAUGGGUGUUUUUUUUUCUCCCCCUUUUUAACCUGUUUAGCAUUUACACAGUAUUCAUUACCUCUGAAAACAUUUCACAGCAGCUUCACUGCCUUCAUUCUUAUGACAGCCAGCUCUAAAAAAGCAGGUUUAUCCCGAUAUUCAUCAACACUACCGUCGUGCUCAUUGUGAUGCUUAUGUGGUCUGUUUCACAGGAAUAGAAUGGCAUGGGGAGAAAUGUAAGAAUAAGAUAUUUUUUAUUUGUUUGUUUUGGUUUUUUUUUUGUUUGCUUUGUUUUUCCAUUUCUGCUAAUAUGGAUAUUUUUAUUCCUUUUUUCAGUUUGUCAGUACUAGUAAAAUGACAUCAGCACUCGAGUAAAAUCUAGCAAGAUCACUUUUGCACAUACGGCAUGUACAUGUUAACUGUUACCCCUUGAAUGGAAUUGCUGAGAACCUGUGAAUAUUUGUAAGACAUCCUAAGACAAAUGAGAAAUAGUGAGAUUAAUUUAUAAGAAAAUUACACUUGUAUCUGAUGUCCUGCUAAAUUUAAAAAUGCUUAAUAAAUUUUAAAUAUGUAUUUUGUA
Molecule: messenger RNA, 3692 nt
Organism: Maylandia zebra (zebra mbuna)
Lineage: Eukaryota; Metazoa; Chordata; Actinopteri; Cichliformes; Cichlidae
Source: RefSeq, a predicted model, not a curated record